This is a messenger RNA of Trichomonas vaginalis G3, 963 nucleotides long. RefSeq names its product negative regulation of actin filament polymerization. Gene Ontology annotation, cellular component: actin filament; cytoplasm. Bases 1 to 963 code for a protein of 320 amino acids. The transcript has a single exon. Gene Ontology annotation, biological process: barbed-end actin filament capping; actin filament depolymerization. Gene Ontology annotation, molecular function: actin filament binding; actin monomer binding. The record is from RefSeq and is a predicted model, not a curated record. NCBI's taxonomy places the organism in Eukaryota, Parabasalia, Trichomonadida, Trichomonadidae.
AUGAGUUGCACUGCUAACGUAGAUAUCCCACCAGAGACAGAGCAGGCUCUCGCCGACUUCAAGGUCAACGAGUCUGUCCGUGGUCUCAAGCUCUUAAUCCAGGAUGAAAAGCUUGUCAUUGGCCAGAGGGUCGAUGUCACAGGCACAGUCGAGCAAGAUUUCGAUGGAAUCGUUGACUAUCUUGAAAAGUCUGAGCCAGCCUUCUUUAUUGUCCGUCUUGAGAAGACAUCAGCACAUGGCGAAUUUGUUAUUCUCGUUUACAUUCCAAUUUCAUGCCCAAUUCGUCCAAGAACAAUCUUUGCUUCAUCUCGUGUUCCAGUUCAGCGCUAUAUCUCUCGCGUUUUCACAGGAAUUACAGAUUACUUCUUUGAUGACCUCAAAGACUGCAAUUACAAGGACUUUGCCAAGCAGAUGAAGAAGGAUGAUGCUGCCCUCUCCUUCGACGAGCGCCGGCAGAAGGAACAAGCUGCCCAAAACGCAGUUGCUCAGAUCCAACUUCCAGAGCACGAUUCUUUCACAUGGGAGUGCGAUGCUGACCUUCUUGAAGCCCUCAAGAAGCUCGCCGCAAAGGAAGGACCACACUUCGUCGCUGGCAUGGGCGAUCUCCAAGGAAAUGGCGUAAAGUUCGCCGGAACAGGUGAAUCCAUUGAGGAUCUCAAGGCCGAUGCUCCACGUUACGUCGCUAUCCGCUACGAUGACAACGGUGAAGAAAAACUUUAUUUCCUUCUUUACUGCCCAGAUACAGCCAAGCCACGUGAGAAGAUGAUGUCUUCUACAUGCAAGGCUUCAUUCAUCAAGGGAUGCAAGGAUUGCGGAAUCGAAUUCGUUCAGAACUUAGAAAUCAGAGAUAAGGAUGAAUUUAACGAUACCAACCUUGAUAAACUCAUCCAUCCACCAGAGGAUGACCACCAGUAUGGUGAAGUCAACAUUAUCCGCAAACCACGCCGCCCAGGACGCAGAUAA